CCAACAACGCGGACUCCUCUGCUUCUCGCCGCGCACUCACCGGCGUCUUCCGCGACAUCGAAGCAUCAGUCGCCAUUCACCUUCUCCUUCCUUGCUUUCAAUCACCUUCUCCGUUCUUCCCUUGUCAACUACCUUCUCCUUUCUUCCACCCACUUGCUGUUGCUUUCUUUUGAGGGUUUUUAAUGAGACUAGUUUGCCUAAAGAUUGGGCCUUGCUCAAGUAAAGGAGCAUAAGGACUAUUUUUCCUUUCCGGAAUUGGAUUCAUUUUUUCGGUCUGUAUCCGUGCACAUUAUUGUGCUGACUGUAUGGCAGAUAAGCAGCAGCAGGUGGUGGUUAAGAGAGCCAGGCACAAGUCAUCUGUGAAGGACCCUGGAACACCUGGCGUUUUGAAAAUGACUAAAGAUAGGUUUACUUUCAUGGCAAAUGAUCCGAGUUCACCUGUGAAACUUAAUGUAGAGUUCAGAACAAUUAAAGGGCACAAAUUCACCAAGGAUGGAACUAAGCAAGCCCUCCUUAACCUUACUCAGGAUCAGGGUGGCAAUUACAUUUUUGAGUUUGAGAACUUCCCAGACCGCAAUGUUUGCAAGGAUUUUGUAGCCUCAGCUAUUGCACUAUCCGGAGAAGCUGGGAGAACAGUUCCUGAAAAAUCUGCUGUUCCGAUUCAAGAUGAGCAACUUAGUGCGGCUGAAAUGGAGCGUCGUAUUAAGCUACUGCAGGAGGAUAGUGAUUUACAGAAACUUCACAAGCAAUUUGUGAUUGGAGGUAUCCUAUCUGAAGCUGAAUUCUGGGCAACGAGGAAGAAGUUGUUGGAGCAGAAUUACAGCAGGAGGCCAAAGCAAAGAGUGGCAUUAAAAAAUGAUAUGUGGAGUACCAAACCUUUAGCUGAUGGUCAGUCCAACAGAGUUACAUUUAACUUAACACCAGAGAUUAUCCUUCAGAUUUUUGCAGAGAAACCAGCUGUUCGCCAAGCAUAUCUCAAUUUUGUGCCAAACAAGAUGACUGAAAAAGAGUUUUGGACUAAAUACUCGCGAGCGGAAUACCUCCAUAGUACAAAAAAUGUCAUUGCUGCAGCAGCAGAGGCUGCAGAAGAUGAGGAACUUGCCGUAUUUUUGAAGCAAGAUGACAUGUUAGUUAAUGAAGCUCGGAAGAAGAUUAGGCAGGUGGAUCCUACUUUGGACAUGGAAGCUGAUGAAGGAGAUGAUUACAUGCAUCUCCCGGACCAUGGGCUACCUCGCAAUGACAACAAGGAUGUUUUAGACUCGCAAUAUGAACCAUACCGAAGAUCUUUCUCACAACACCUCAACCAGCAUGCAGCAGUCGUUCUUCAAGGGAGAGUUAUAGAUGUUGAGCUAGGAGAUACAAGAUCUGUAGCUGAAGCACUUGCAAGGACGAAACAUGCUGAGUUAGCUAAAGAUGCAUCUGAUGUGUACUUGGACAAAGAGCGGUUAGAGAGGAUUUCUCGAAUGACUGAGAUUGAGGAUCUUCAGGCACCUCGUGACCCUGCAGUUGCACCACUUAGUAUUAAGGAUCCUCGUGACUACUUCGAUUCUCAGCAAGCAAAUGCUUUCAGCACUCUUGGUGAUACUGUUUCUGGUGCAAAACAAUUAAAAUGUAGUGUGAGUACUCGUGAAGCAUAUUGUUCUUUGAAGGAGUGCAUCUCCGAGAUUAAAUUUCAGGGUUUGACUGAGCCCACAAUUAAUUCAGAAGUUGCUUUUAAGGUUUUGAAUGGAUUGGCUCAGAAUAUUUCAAGUAACAAGUAUCAUCUUGGGAGGAAUCCAAACGAGAGUAUUUUGGAUAGUUUGCCAAAAAUCACCAGAGAGGAACUAUUACUUCACUGGUCAUCCAUCCAGGAGUUAUUGAAGCACUUUUGGUCAUCAUAUCCUAUUACAACCAAGUAUCUUUUAACUAAGGCAACCAAAUUGAAGGAUGCUAUGUCCCAGAUAUAUCCUAAGCUACAGGAGAUCAAGGAAUCUGUGCAGUCAGACUUGCGACAUCAAGUUUCGCUUCUUGUGCAACCAAUGCUUCAGGCUCUAGACGCAGCUUUUGCACAUUAUGAUGCAGAUGUACAGAACAGAUCGGCAAGGAGUGGGGAGAGACCAAAUGGUUUCUAAAGAAUUUUUUGUUCACCGUGCUGAGAUACCGAUAUUUUGGAACAAUUGUGGGCUACUGUGCAAAUUUAAAAAAUUUUGCUGAUUUUCUCUUUGCCAUUUUUUUACCCAAUUUGAUCUACAUCGUGGAUUGGUGAAUUUCCAUCGUGGAGUACGAUACCUUGUUGCUUACUGUAACAGGUAAAAUGCA
Coffea eugenioides is the source of this 2298-nucleotide messenger RNA. RefSeq names its product general transcription and DNA repair factor IIH subunit TFB1-1-like. The coding region runs from base 306 to 2111 and encodes 601 amino acids. The transcript has 21 exons. NCBI's taxonomy places the organism in Eukaryota, Viridiplantae, Streptophyta, Magnoliopsida, Gentianales, Rubiaceae. Gene Ontology annotation, cellular component: transcription factor TFIIH core complex; transcription factor TFIIH holo complex. The record is from RefSeq and is a predicted model, not a curated record. Gene Ontology annotation, biological process: nucleotide-excision repair; transcription by RNA polymerase II; transcription by RNA polymerase I.